Messenger RNA from Closterium sp. NIES-67, 5388 nucleotides. The record is from the annotation of a GenBank genome assembly. Lineage: Eukaryota; Viridiplantae; Streptophyta; Zygnematophyceae; Desmidiales; Closteriaceae.
ACCCCUUCCACAGCAGACCUACGCGUUCUACCAUCGCCCAUUGGACAUCCGUCUCGGCACGGCACCAGGACCCUUGUCGCAGCUCAGGUUCUUCAGCGUGCAUGCUGCUUUGCUCCCAUUGAAGACGAGCCGCAUCACACGGACUCCGUUCUCUCUCAAGGCUUAGAAACGGCUGCAAGGGAAAGCUGUUUGGCUUUUAUUAGGCGAGUCCUUGAUUUAGAACAGGCGAGCCUACGGUGCCUGCCAUCGGUUCAAUUCUGCCAUGGACGAUUUCUGAUCUUCUAGCCAAGUUUGGAUCUUUCCUCCCUUGUGGUGCACUCUUGCUGAACACUGUGACCACUCUUCACGACGCGUUUUUUUUUCUCGCAGAUAUGCUAGUCUUAGCUCAGGGGACCCCCGUCUGCGCCUGUAGAUUUAAAUCUGUCUUUUUGUGAUUAGGUCGAAUUCGAGCGCCGUUAAACGCUCCGCUCUAGCCACUUUCCGUGACAAAAGUACUCGUGUUGCUGACGGCAUGCGGCCACCGGAACGGUUGCGAGCAGCAGCUGCGGUUCGAAUUGACACUGAGACAGACGACAACCGCCGCUUCGCUCUGCUAGUUGACAUGCCGCGUCGUUCCCUCAGGGACUCACACGCGCGUAUAGGUUGCCAAACCCUAAGCUUUCUUCUAUUCUCGUAGCGUUGGCAUACUCGCCUCCUAGAUCCACCCGAACUAUCGCGCUCUUAGACUCCUCUUCUUCUCCGCGCGACUGCUUUGUUCCCGCUUCCGAUUCAAAGAUUCGAAGCUUAAGCUCCUCACUUGCUCCCCCUCCUCCUCUCUCCUCUCUCCUCUCCCCUCUCUACUAUUUCCUCCUCGCUCCUCGCUCCCCCAUGACCCAUGGAUCCCCUCGCCAACAUCUUCAUGGGCCGCCAUGGCCACUGCUGUCACCCCGCUGCUCCCUUCUGCACCACAACGUCGCCAGAUCCCUUCUCAGGUCGAAGCAGCAGCAGCAGCAGCAACGAUCUCUGUCCGGGCAGCAGCGGGCUCGGCCCUUCCGAUAGGGGCAGCUGCGGCGCCGCAAAUGGCGCGGCAGGGAUGGCGCUUCCGCCGUACCCUACCGGCUGUCGCGCCACUGGCGCGGGAUUCACAUUCGGCGGCUUCGGAGGCAUUUUAGCCGCAUUUCUGAGCUCUACUAGUGAGGCGAUUGGUAGAGCCAGUAGCGGAGGCGGCAAUAGCGGGGAUGGAGCUGGAAGCGGGGGUAGAUUAGGCGGCAAUUGGGAUUCUGGAUGGGAUCCCGCUGAAGCAGGAAGUAGCGGCGGUUUUGGAACGCUUAGCAGCAGCGGCGGCGGCGGCGGCGGCGGCGGCGGCGGCGGCGGCGGCGGCGGCGGCGGCGGUGGCGGCGGCGCUGGGGUAAGCAGCUGCAGCACGCUGUUUGUGUUUUCCGAUGUGCUCCCCCCAGGCUGGCCGUUCUCGCUCCUCACUGGCUGGUCUAUCGCCUUCCUCCUCCUCACGCUGCUCGUCGCAUUCGUCGUCCAUCGCACCGUGCGACACUGGCAGCUGCAGCUGUUCGUCGCACGGCUGAAAGCCGCGGGCUUCCUCCGCCACGCGCUCAUGCGACGAGGCGACGUGCCCCUCGCCGACCACUCGUGGUUCGUAGAACCGUCCAAGAACCUUCCUGGCCCGAUUACCUGCUGUGUGUGUAUGGAAGAGAUAGAUAAGACCAAGGAGAGAGCGGAUGGGGGGGGAGGGGCAGGGGCAGGGGGGGGGCAGGGGGAGGGGGAGGGAGUGGCGGGGAGGAAGCAGCGGGUAAAGGAGGAGGCGCAGGCGGGCGCUGCUGAAAGCCAUGGAGGGGGAAACGGGCCAAGUGAGGAGGAAGGAGGGGGGGGAGGGGGAGGAGGGGGAGCGGGAGGAGGAGGGGGAGGAGGUGGGGGAGGGGGAGUGGAUCGGUGUUGUGUGUGCGGGGUGACGGCGCACGAGGAGUGUGUGGGCGCGGCGAGCAGGGACUGCAAGCGCGUGGCAGUGGCGGGGCGGUAUGUGCCGCACCAGUGGGUGGAGGCGAGCCAGAUCAAGAUCGAGGAGGACCGCAACGACGAGGACCUGGUGUGCAUGCUGUGCGACGAGGAGGUGAAGUCCGUGUUCAGCACAGGCAAGCCCGUGUGGCGCUGUGUGUGGUGCCAGCGCCUGGUGCACGUCUUCUGCCGCCCCGCGGUAAUGAAGGCGGGCGAGGAGCCCUGCGACUUUGGCGCGCUCCGCCGCUCCAUCGUCUCGCCGCUCUGCGUGCGCGAGAGAGUCUUCGGCAGCAGCACCGGCAGCGACACCGGCGGUGCUGCUGGUGCUGCUGGUGCUGGGUUUGGGUCGGCUGCGGCUGCCGCUGCGGCAGCGUUGUCGUCUACGACUGGGUAUGGUCCGGCUGCUGCUGCUUCGGGGAUGCGGGAUCUGAUCUCGUCGUGGCGGCAGAAUGCGGGGGAGCUGGCGAGCAACGUGAACCGUUCGAUUAGGAAGCGGGCCAAGAGGCGCGCUAAGAAGGUGGCCAGUUCUGGUGACUUGCUGAAUGGUAAUGUGAACGGGAGCGGGAACGGGUACGGGAAUGGGAAUGGGAAUGGGAAUGGAGGGGUGAUGGGCCAGGGAGGGGCAGCAGGAGGGACAGAAUUGCCAGAAGGGGAGAACAUUCUGCUGACGAACGGGGUUUUAGGCGGGCUCGAUGGGGUUCUGCCUUCCUCCCCUAGUGGGUCGUCGGUGGGGGGUGGGGGAGAGUGGGUGCGGGUGAAUGGGCGCGUGCACCCCACGGAUGGCAGCAGUACCAGCAGCUCUAGUGCGGGUAGUAAUGGCAAUGGUGGUGCUGGUAGUCGUCAUGGUCGUGCUGCUGCCUCUGCUGGUGGUGUUAAUGGUGGUGCUGCUGGUGGUGGCCGGAGUUCGAGUGGCCUUGGUGGGGGUGUGGAGAAGGGAGGGGGAGGGGGCGAUGCAGGCGUGUCGUCUCAAGGGGAGGGCAGUGACGGGUCGUGUGAGAGGGAGGAGAGGAUGGCUGGAGGAACAGGAUCAACGCCCGCUGAUGCGUGUAAAGAUAGGAAGGGAGCCAAAAGGGCCUCACAACAACAGCAGCAGCAGCAGCAGCAGCAGCAGCAGCAGAAUCAGCAGCAGAAUCAGCAGCAGUUGGUGCAGCAGCAGCAGGGAGGUGGGCAGCAGCAGCAGUAUGAGAUAGUGAACCUGCCUGCGGAUGCGCGGCCGCUGCUGGUGUUUGUGAACAAGCGCAGCGGGGCGCAGCAUGGGUCCGCGCUCAGACGACGAUUCAACAUGCUGCUGAACCCCAUCCAGGUGGUUGAGCUAUCGAAAGACCAAGGCCCCGAGUUCGGGCUCUCUCUCUUCGACCACGUGCCCAACUUCCGGGUGCUAGUGUGCGGGGGCGACGGCACAGUGGGGUGGGUGCUGGGCGCGAUAGAGAGGCGUGGGUAUGACAUCCCUCCGCCUGUGGCCGUGCUGCCCAUCGGCACGGGCAACGACCUCGCCCGGGUGCUGGGAUGGGGAGGCGGAUUCGGAGCCGUGGAGCGACAGGGCGGGCUGCUAUCAGUGCUGCUGAACAUAGAGAACGCGCCCAUUUCCAUUCUGGACCGGUGGGCCAUCACCUUCCACCCCUCCUCCGCCCCUGCCACUUCCGCCUCCUCCCAAGCGUACCUGUCUGCUUCUGCUGCUGCGGUCUCUGCUUCUGCUGCUGCGUCUGGAGGGGGGCAGGCAGGAGGCAAGGGAAAGGAGAGGGAGAAGGGAAAGGAGGAGGUUCCACAGCCCAAGUUUAUGAACAACUACCUGGGUGUGGGCUGUGACGCCAAGGUGGCUCUGGAGAUCCAUCUGCUUAGGGAGGAGAACCCAGAGAUGUUCUACAACCAGUUCCUGAACAAGGUGCUGUAUGCCACGGAGGGCGCGCGGGACUUUGUGGACCGCAGCUGCAGUAACCUGCCAUGGCACGUGCACGUGGAGAUAGAUGGCCGCGAGGUGGCCAUUCCAGAGGAGCUGGAGGGCGUGCUGGUGCUGAACAUCGGCAGCUACAUGGGCGGCGUGGACCUGUGGCAGAACGAGGAGGAUUUGGACGAUGGCUUGGCGCCGCAGCUCAUGCACGACCGCCAGGUCGAGGUCGUGGGCAUCUGCGGCGCGUGGCACCUGGGCAAGCUGCAGGUGGGCCUGUCACGCGCCAUUCGCCUGGGGCAGGGUCGGUCGGUGCGCAUCCACACGUCCGUGACCUUCCCCGUGCAGAUCGACGGCGAGCCGUGGCUACAGGCCCCCGCCACCAUCAACAUCGCGCACCACUCCCAGGCGUUCAUGCUACGGCGGAUGGAGGGCGAGCCUGUGGGGCAUGCGGCGGCGGUGCUGAGUGAGGCAGUGGACGCUCUCACGGCCAGGGGCGUUAUCACAGCAGCGCAGAAGCGAGCGCUGUUGCAGGAGGUGGCGGUGCGCCUGCAGUAGUGUCCCGAGGCUUCCACUCUUCGUGCAAAUGUUCUAGUGUUCGGAUCUCACAGCCAGGGCCAUUAUCAGUCAUCACAGCGGCGCAGGAGAGAGCAUUAUUGCAGCAGGUGGCCUUGCGCCUGCAGUAGUGCCAGCCGUGAGACCCUUGAGUAUCACUGCACGUGGUUGGUAGCACUUGGAGGGGCUUUGAUCAGUCCACGUUGCGGCUCUCACUGCCAGAGGCGUCAUCACAGCGGCGCAGAAGUGAGCACUAUUGCAGGAGGUGGCUGUGCGGCUACAGUAGUGCGUGCAGUAGUGUGCCACCGGAUAGAUACGUGUGGUAGAGUUCCGAGGGCUUCGGUCAAAUUCCCUGUCGGCUCUUACUGCCUGAGGGGGGAUGGGAUGGGUCAUCACAGCAGCGCUGAAGCCAGUGCUGUUGCAGGAGGUGGCUGUGCGCCUACAGUAGCAGUAGCAGAUGGGGAGCCCCCUUUUUGAGGUGCAUCAAAAGGCAGCGGAGAAAGGAGAAGCAAGCUCUAGUGCAGGAGGUGGGUGUGUGCCUGCUGCAGUAGCAGUAGCAGUGGCAGAUGGGUAAUGGAUUGGUCUGGAGCCUACCACCAACCUGCUGUUGUCUGGGGAUUGGCAAACGAGUGGCAAUGCAUGUGGCAAUUCGAGCAAGAUUGGAUCUCGCGAGCAUGUAAAUUACAGUAUUAGGGUCACUUUGGGUAAGGGGGUUAGGUGGGGUGAGAUGUGGGGUGAACUGGCCUGUCAAAGGCUGCUGCUGGUGUGGUGACUGCUACUGCUACGGCAGAGUACAUAGGUUGCAGCCCCAGUAGUAGCGCAGAGGGGAGCACGAAGCAGAGUUUUGGAAAUCACUUGCCGUACUCAGCAUAUGUAGGGAUGGCAAGACAAGUACCCGGUCAGGGCUGACGUUUCAAAAAGAACCACCCUGAGCUGUCGAAUGGGGAAAUUUUUUUACCCUG